AUGGCCGCUUCCCGUGAACCAUCACAGCUCUCCAUCAAUCAUUUAUUCUUCACAUUUCUGAUAUCUUCGCUCCUUCUCCCAGCACACGGUCCCGAACGUCGCCACGUCCUUCCAUCUGUUAUACUCGACCCGCAGGCCAGCCAGCAGCAAGCCGCCGCCGACAUUGCAUCACACUUCCUGAAUAUGGAGUGCUCCAAUUGCAAGCGCAAUUUUGCCUGGCAUCUUCACGGCCGGGACGGUUGCCAUUACCACAGUGGCUUCCUCCAGCCCAUGGCCUCGACGUCCGACGACAUGAUGGACACGGAACCCAGCAUGGAAGAUUUUCUUCGGAGCCGCCGAUGGUCCUGCUGCCAACAAGCGGGCAACAACCCGGGAUGCAACUGGGGCCGCCAUCAGCUCCGCCAACCACGGUCCCUGGAGCCCCCGACGGGCGUGCGUACCGGCGGCAACGCGUUCCACGGCGCGAGGGGGAUGAAGAGGCGGAGCUCCGACGACAGCGACUCGGACAGCAGCAGCGGCAGCGGCGCCGAGUCGUCGAUCGGCUCGCGAAACAUGGCCGCGGGGUUUGGCGUCAAGAUGCGAAGGCUCGACCGGCGGGACGGCAUGGGCGCCGCGACGUUACGCGACGGCCGGCAAGAGGGGACUCUUUCGUUUUUCGCAACGGCGCAUUCGGGGUAA
Messenger RNA from Verticillium dahliae VdLs.17, 678 nucleotides. RefSeq lists its product as uncharacterized. Bases 1 to 678 code for a protein of 225 amino acids. Lineage: Eukaryota; Fungi; Ascomycota; Sordariomycetes; Glomerellales; Plectosphaerellaceae. The record is from RefSeq and is a predicted model, not a curated record. The transcript has 3 exons.